UUUGCAAGUCACAAUGGCCGAAGGCACUGAACUGUUUCAGUUUUUCUAUUUCAAGUGAUACAUUUUCUUUUCUUUUUUCAAGUGCUCACACUACAAUUUUUUUGUUCAAAUUUGUAUGUGAGCACGGUUGGAUGGCCGGCUCCUCUAUGAGUGACCGGACAUUAGUCCAGAUCGAUUUUCGAACAAAUAUCGUGUCUGUUUACGGGUCCGUGUUGGAGAUGCCCCCUUCCUGUUUUCCACGUAAACUGGAUAAAUCUCUCUUUUGAAUUGAGAUCAAUAUACAGGUGGGAAUUCCUUCCCUGGUGAGUGAUUAAAGAAAAACAUUCAGGAGUUGAUCGCUUAAAUGUAUUGGAUCAACACCUGGGCCAGAUCUGCAAACACAUGAAUGUGGCGGUUGCCGACCUGCCCUGCUCUGCCCUAGAUACGUUCGUCUCGCACACAGAGUCAACACGCGCAAACAAAGUCAACACUCAAAACACACACACACACACACACACACACACACACUCUGCAGCUUGUACAUCAAACUCACCUCACCUAUCAGCUAUGCAUGCAUGCAUGCAUCACAUUCACAUCAGAUGCAGCACCAACGACACAACAUGCUUACCUUCGACAUGCGUACGAGCAUGUACUAUGUUCUUCUCCUGCAGCUCGUGCUCGUGGGCGCCAUUGCCCGCCGCGGCGUCGUCGGAGCCCUGGACGUGGGUUACUACGCCGCGACGUGCCCGGACGCCGCGGCGACGGUGCGGCAGGCCAUGGAGCUGCAGUUCUACAACGACCGCACCAUCGCCCCCGCCAUCAUCCGCAUGCUCUUCCACGACUGCUUCGUCAGGGGCUGCGACGCGUCGGUGAUGAUCGUGCCGACGGCGGGGCGGUCGUCGGAGCGGGUGGCGAUCCCCAACCAGACGCUGCGGGGCUUCAACAUCGUCAACCGGGUCAAGAAGGUCCUGGAGUCGGCGUGCCCGGGCGCGGUCUCCUGCGCCGACACGCUGGCGCUCAUGGCGCGGGACUCCGUCGCUCUCCUCGGCGGCGCCGCCUACGACGUCCCGCUCGGCCGCCGCGACGGGCUGCAGUCCAACCCCUGGGAGGUGGACCUGCCGGCCCCCUUCGCGCGGCUCGACGACGCGCUCGGCGCCUUCGCCGCCAGGGGCUUCUCGGCGGAGGAGACGGUGGUGCUCUUCGGCGCCCACACCGUCGGCGCCACGCGCUGCUCCCACUUCCGCUACCGCCUCGCGCACCCGGACGGCACCAUGGACGAGGCGCUCCGGCGCGACAUGGCCGAGGCGUGCGGCCUCGCCGGCGGCGACCUGCCGCCGGGCGACGACCCCACCGCGUUCCUCGACCAGGACACGCCGUUCGCCAUCGACAACGCGUGCUACGGCCAGAUGAUUGGCAACCGGAGCCUCCUGCAGCUGGACCAGGAGGCCGCCACGCACCCCGCCACGGCCGGCCACGUCGCCUACUACGCGGCCAGCCCCGACGCGUUCGUGCGGCGGUUCUCGGAGGCCAUGGCCAAGCUGGCGGCCGUGGGCGUGCUCGAGGGGGACGCCGGCGAGGUCAGGAAGGUGUGCAGCGCGUACAACAAAUGACACGUACGUACGCGGCCAGUCGAUCAAGUUCCUGGCAGAGAAAUUGCUGGAGUAGU
This is a messenger RNA of Aegilops tauschii subsp. strangulata, 1645 nucleotides long. Its product is annotated as peroxidase 44-like. The record is from RefSeq and is a predicted model, not a curated record. Gene Ontology annotation, biological process: hydrogen peroxide catabolic process; response to oxidative stress. NCBI's taxonomy places the organism in Eukaryota, Viridiplantae, Streptophyta, Magnoliopsida, Poales, Poaceae. Gene Ontology annotation, molecular function: peroxidase activity; heme binding.